AUGUCUCAAUUAUUUAAUAAUUCGCGCUCAGAUACUUUGUUUCUAGGAGGUGAAAAAAUAAGUGGUGAUGAUAUUCGUAAUCAAAACGUUCUAGCCACUAUGGCUGUGGCAAAUGUCGUCAAGUCAUCUUUAGGUCCUGUUGGAUUGGAUAAAAUGCUUGUUGAUGACAUUGGUGAUUUCACUGUUACCAAUGAUGGUGCCACUAUUUUAUCUUUGUUAGAUGUUCAACAUCCAGCGGGAAAAAUUUUAGUGGAGUUGGCUCAACAACAAGAUAGAGAAAUCGGUGAUGGUACUACCAGUGUUGUUAUUAUUGCUUCCGAGUUGUUGAAAAGAGCUAACGAAUUAGUGAAGAAUAAGAUUCACCCAACCACCAUCAUAACAGGUUUCAGGGUCGCAUUGAGAGAGGCCAUUCGGUUUAUAAAUGAAGUUCUUUCCACGAGCGUUGAUACUCUUGGAAAAGAGACCCUAAUCAAUAUUGCUAGGACCAGUAUGUCUUCCAAGAUCAUUGGUUCUGAUUCCGAAUUUUUCAGCAAUAUGGUUGUAGAUGCCCUUUUAGCUGUUAAGACACAAAAUUCUAAAGGUGAAAUCAAAUAUCCCGUAAAGGCUGUCAACGUUUUGAAAGCACAUGGUAAGUCUGCCACUGAAUCAGUAUUGGUACCAGGUUAUGCUUUAAAUUGUACAGUUGCCUCUCAGGCAAUGCCUAAACGUAUUGCCGGUGGUAAUGUCAAAAUUGCAUGUUUGGAUUUGAACUUGCAGAAAGCUCGUAUGGCAAUGGGCGUACAAAUCAACAUUGAUGAUCCGGAACAACUAGAGCAAAUCCGCAAUCGUGAAGCUGGUAUUGUUUUGGAAAGAGUAAAAAAAAUCGUUGAUGCUGGCGCUCAAGUUGUAUUGACUACUAAAGGUAUUGAUGAUUUGUGCUUAAAAAAAUUUGUUGAGGCUAAAAUCAUGGCUGUAAGACGUUGUAAGAAGGAAGACCUGAGAAGAAUUGCACGUGCUACAGGUGCCACUUUAGUGGGUUCAAUGUCUAACUUGGAAGGUGAGGAAACUUUCGAGAGCAGUUAUCUGGGCCUUUGUGAUGAAGUUGUUCAAGCUAAAUUCUCUGAUGAUGAAUGUAUCCUAAUCAAGGGCACGUCUAAGCAUUCUUCUUCUUCAAUCGUUUUAAGAGGUGCCAACGAUUAUUCCCUAGAUGAAAUGGAACGUUCUCUACAUGAUUCUCUCUCUGUUGUUAAGAGAACGCUUGAAAGUGGAAAUGUUGUGCCGGGUGGAGGUUGUGUUGAAGCGGCCUUGAACAUUUACCUAGACAAUUUUGCCACUACAGUUGGAUCUCGUGAACAAUUAGCUAUUGCUGAGUUUGCAGCUGCAUUAUUGAUCAUUCCAAAAACCUUAGCAGUCAACGCUGCCAAGGAUUCCAGUGAAUUAGUUGCGAAAUUGAGGUCUUACCAUGCUGCGAGUCAAAUGGCCAAACCAGAAGACAUCAAGAGGAGAGGUUAUAGAAACUACGGCCUGGAUUUGAUUCGGGGUAAAAUUGUAGAUGAAAUUCAUGCUGGUGUUCUUGAGCCUACCGUCAGCAAAGUUAAAUCCUUAAAAUCAGCAUUGGAAGCCUGUGUAGCGAUCUUAAGAAUUGACACAAUGAUUACAGUGGAUCCAGAGCCACCAAGAGAAGAUCCACACGGUCAUUGA
Molecule: messenger RNA, 1680 nt
Organism: Saccharomyces kudriavzevii IFO 1802
Lineage: Eukaryota; Fungi; Ascomycota; Saccharomycetes; Saccharomycetales; Saccharomycetaceae
Gene: TCP1
Product: chaperonin-containing T-complex alpha subunit TCP1
Exons: 1
Coding region: 1-1680 (559 amino acids)
Biological process (GO): protein folding
Cellular component (GO): chaperonin-containing T-complex
Molecular function (GO): ATP-dependent protein folding chaperone; ATP hydrolysis activity; ATP binding
Source: RefSeq, a predicted model, not a curated record